CGGGUGGGCGCCCCGACGGCCCCGCCGCCGCCCCGCUCCCGGCCCGCGGCCCGCCCUGACGCGGCCAUGGCCAGUGACAGCGGCGGGCCCGGCGUGCUGAGCGCUAGCGAGCGCGACCGGCAGUAUUGCGAGCUGUGCGGGAAGAUGGAGAACCUGCUGCGCUGUGGCCGCUGCCGCAACUCCUUCUACUGCUGUAAGGAACACCAGCGCCAGGACUGGAAGAAGCACAAGCUAGUGUGCCAGGGCGGCGAGGCCCCCCGCGCGCAGCCCGCGCCGGCGCAGCCCCGCGUCGCGCCCCCGCCCGGUGGUGGGGCCCCCGGAGCCGCGCGCGCCGGCGGGGCGGCCCGGCGCGGGGACAGCGCGGCGGCCUCGAGCGCCCCGGGCCCUGAGGACGCAGCACAGGCCCGGAGUGGUCCUGGCCCGGCAGAGCCCGGCUCCGAGGAUCCUCCGGCUAGCAGGUCUCCGGGCCCGGAGCGUGCCAGCCUGUGCCCAGCAGGCGGCGGCCCCGGGGAGGCGCUGAGUCCCAGCGGUGGGCUGCGGCCCAACGGGCAGACCAAGCCGCUGCCGGCGCUGAAGCUGGCGCUGGAGUACAUCGUGCCGUGCAUGAACAAGCACGGUAUCUGUGUAGUGGACGACUUCCUGGGCAAGGAGACCGGGCAGCAGAUCGGCGACGAGGUGCGCGCCCUCCACGACACCGGCAAGUUCACGGACGGGCAGCUGGUCAGCCAGAAGAGUGACUCUUCCAAGGACAUCCGGGGGGACCAGAUCACCUGGAUCGAGGGCAAGGAGCCCGGCUGCGAGACCAUCGGCCUGCUCAUGAGCAGCAUGGACGACCUGAUCCGCCACUGCAGCGGGAAGCUGGGCAACUACAGGAUAAACGGUCGAACGAAAGCCAUGGUUGCUUGUUACCCAGGCAACGGAACAGGCUAUGUCCGUCACGUUGAUAACCCAAAUGGAGAUGGAAGAUGUGUGACAUGUAUAUAUUAUCUAAAUAAAGACUGGGAUGCCAAGGUAAGUGGAGGUAUACUUCGAAUUUUCCCAGAAGGCAAAGCCCAGUUUGCUGACAUUGAACCCAAAUUUGAUAGACUGCUGUUUUUCUGGUCUGACCGACGCAACCCUCACGAAGUACAACCAGCAUAUGCUACAAGGUACGCAAUAACUGUUUGGUAUUUUGAUGCAGAUGAACGAGCAAGAGCUAAAGUAAAAUAUCUCACAGGUGAAAAAGGUGUGAGGGUUGAACUCAAUAAGCCUAAUUCGGUCAGCAAAGAUGUCUAGCGGGGCCUUAGGUCCAGCAGUGCUCACACCACCUACAGCCGCUCCGUUGCCUUCUGUGGACUCGCGGAUGGGAUAAGCAGAGACUCCUGGCUGGUAUUCCAGCUGGGAGCCAGGCGACUUUGCCAGGUGUUGUCCAACAGAGGGUUCCAUCUGCUGUGACUGCUGAGGGGUCAGCUCCAGAUCUGUGACUGCACUUGGCCACUGACUGAAGAGGAGACGCUGUCUGAGGAGAGUGGCUUUUCCAUCUGGACGUGAAAUGAGGGCCCUAUGUAGGAUUUUCUUCAUUCUUCUAUUUUGCCAGAUCUAUCAUCUAACUGAGUUCAUUUCAUCUCUUUUUUAUAUCAAGUUUGAAUUCGGGGAAUUUUUGUAUUAGGUACAAUUUAUCAAAACUGAAUUAAGGAAAAAAAAUUACAGUAUUAUUCCUCAAAGUAACAUCAAUCUAUUUUUGUAAACCUCUUCAUGCUAUUAAAUUUUGCCCUAAAGACCUACGAUGAUUGUCGCCAGUGAAUGAUGAUUCGUUUUCUUUUGACUGAAAGUAAAGAACGGGCGUUGAGUUGCAGCCGAAGUCCACGGGUUUUUCUUGGCCUGUCUCACAGUAGUUUGAACUUGUAAAGGUCUCUGCUGUCAUGCUUUGACCUUGGUGAUAGUGAAACCUAACAGUAGAUGGUCACCACUGACUACCAAGUAACCUACAGAAUUAUGAGAGGAAAAACGCCACAGGAAAAGGGUUUAUCUUUUAAGUUAAUUUUUCAAAGCUAAGUGACUGGCACUAAAUAAACUUGAGGCUCUUCUCUGCUCUGGUUCCCAAGACAAAGGGCUUUCUUCCGCUUCAGGUCUGGCCUGCCGUCGGUCUGUCCCACUGCAGUUUUCCCCGUGGUUUCUCCUUAGUUCGACUGUGCUUCCAGAUCCUCCCAGAUCAGAGCCUUGUUCUGUUGCCGAGCACCCAGUGGCCCCAGGCACAUGGACAUGCGUGUGGUUGUAGCCUCAAGCAUGGUCACCGGCUCCUGGGACAGCUAUGCGUCAUUUUCACAGCCAGUGAAAGGCAUGUGUGUAGCUUAGAAAUGAGAAGAAGUGUAAAACCAGACACUUUGUUUUAUGGGUUUUUAUCUUUUUAGAGAAAAGAAGGACGGUGUGGCACAACCACACCAGGCCUGCCAGACUCUUGUCACCUCUACCGUCCCCUUAGAAAGCAGACUUUGCACAGAUUUGGGGUGGAUCUCCUUGUGCCCUUGGGUGUUCUGUCUCUGACCUUGAUCUUUGCCAAAAUGUGUGUAUACAGAACCACUUCUGUGUAUUUCACCGUGCACCAGUCUUAGCAGCUGUCUAGUUUGGAUCCAGUUAGAAACCUUUUCUGUGGAAAGCUCAGUAAUUCUUAUUAAGAGAUUGCUAUUGUUCAUGUAAAACAUGAGAAAAAAAUCAAGUAAAGCUGAGUGUGGACUGGGGGUUCCUCAGCACUGUGCUUGUGUGAGGGGCUCAUGGCAGGAAGUCCAGUUCUGUCCCACAUCCUUCCCUUCAGCCCCAAUAACCGCUGACAACCUCUCCAGCAAGUGCCUCUGCCAGCCGAGGGCCAGCUCGAGGUUAGCCACCUGGCCCUUCUGAAAGCACCAUGUUUCAGAGUUGGGAGAAACUGUUUGGCAUUGGUGGGAGAAGAAAUUUGAUUGGAGCAGCAGCCUUUCGAUGUGGGAGUCCCUGGUAUACUUUGUAUCGGACCUUUACUGGUGUACCAAGUCCCAAACUCUGCUGCCUAGGGGGUGUGUGCUUGCCAGACAAAAUUUAAACUAUAGAUCUUCUGGAAAGUUUAUGUACUUUCCUGGAGGUCACUUGUGAAAAGAUCAAGAAAUCAGGAUAGUCAUGCACUUAAUACUCAAACUUAAUACAAAUUUCAUGUUAGUGGCACGAAGCAGGGCUCUAUUUAAAACUAUUUGUGGCCUCUGUGUGCUAAUCCUGGUUAAAGAGAAAGCUUUAUGAUGCUGUUUAUUCAACACAUUAAGCAGCUGUAGAACAGACCUUUAUCCGUGAUAGGCAGAGCACUUCAGGAUUUGCAUAGAGACUCAUGGUUUGGACGCGGUGUUUCCUAUGAAAGCCUCUCACGUUGCUUGUAAAGCUAAUCUAAUUAAAAAGAUGUAUAAAUGUUCUUGAAAAAACUUAA
Molecule: messenger RNA, 3424 nt
Organism: Peromyscus californicus insignis
Lineage: Eukaryota; Metazoa; Chordata; Mammalia; Rodentia; Cricetidae
Gene: Egln1
Product: egl-9 family hypoxia inducible factor 1
Exons: 5
Coding region: 67-1275 (402 amino acids)
Biological process (GO): cellular response to hypoxia; peptidyl-proline hydroxylation to 4-hydroxy-L-proline
Cellular component (GO): nucleus; cytoplasm
Molecular function (GO): peptidyl-proline 4-dioxygenase activity; L-ascorbic acid binding; ferrous iron binding
Source: RefSeq, a predicted model, not a curated record